Panicum virgatum (switchgrass) is the source of this 897-nucleotide messenger RNA. RefSeq lists its product as uncharacterized. Bases 87 to 617 code for a protein of 176 amino acids. The transcript has a single exon. NCBI's taxonomy places the organism in Eukaryota, Viridiplantae, Streptophyta, Magnoliopsida, Poales, Poaceae. The record is from RefSeq and is a predicted model, not a curated record.
ACGCUAGCUUUGUAGUGUCCGUGCUUGUCUCGCUCUCUGUCUCUCUCGGGAUCGGAAGCCAAGUCCGCGCGGCGCGCGCACGGGGGAUGAAGAAGAAGAGCGGCGGCUGCGGCGGGUGCCUGGGCGCGCCGGUGCGCGCGCUGUCGCGGGCGUGCGACUCGGCCUGCGACCUGUACAUGCGCGGCAUGUCCGGGUGCGCGCGCCGCGUGCCGUCGGGGUCGUCCGCGGGCGUCGUGGGCCGCGGGUUCGGCGGGGUGGGCGCCGCGACCCUGCGCCUGCGGGUCGUCAGCUCGGACGGCGCCGACGGCAACGACCUCGUCCGCGCCGCGGCCGCGGCCAGGCGCCACCAGCGCCGCGUCGCGGCCGAGCCGGCGGAGGAGGCCGUCAGCUACCACGGUGCCGCCGGCAAGGCCCAGAUCAUCGGCGCGGCGGCGCCGGCCGCAUGGGCACCGGCGCGGAAGAAGGGCGGCGUGGCGGCCAUGGGGACCAUCGCCGAGGACGAGACGUGCGAGUUCGGCCCCGACGGCGCCUGCGCCGUUGCCCCCUCGCUGAACCCGCCGCGCCGCGCCGGGUUCGGCGCCGUCAAGGCGGGAGGCGACGGCGUGGUCGCACGCUGACGGAUGCAUGCGAAUGCGACGCGUACUGGUUCGCGAUCGUCCUGCCUGCCGGUGCAAGAUUGCAGAACUAGCUUCUUUGUUCGAUUCGAGGCUCCCCAGUUCUUUCUUUCUCCAAUCCUUUCUUCUCGUCUUGCUGUGUAAAUUAUUAUUCUAUAUGUAACGUUGAUAAGAAACCUAGCGUGAGUGUGACGUGAUCCUCAGAAUUUUUCCUCCGAUCCAGAAACCGGUUGAAAUGGUACGCGCAAUGGCUACAGUACUACGACUUUUUAACUUGGUUACA